Messenger RNA from Aspergillus thermomutatus, 1116 nucleotides. RefSeq names its product putative glycosyl transferase. The transcript has a single exon. The record is from RefSeq and is a predicted model, not a curated record. Bases 1 to 1116 code for a protein of 371 amino acids. Lineage: Eukaryota; Fungi; Ascomycota; Eurotiomycetes; Eurotiales; Aspergillaceae.
AUGAUCCAUACCCGCCCUUGUUCAGGAUACACAUUCCUCGUGGCUGCAUUCAUAUUUGCCAUUCUUAUUGUCUCGAGAGCAGAUGUUCGGAAAUUCAACAGUCAGCUCCUCCAUUGCAGUGCCCCCGCUACGACUGUCAAUGCUACUGGUUCUGCGAUUCCAAACCAAGUCCAUUAUGUGUACAUCCUACGAGAUGCUGACGCUGACUUCGCGUUUCAAUUCAAACACUUUCUUUCUCUCUACUCCGUCUUGCAGCACUGGCACCCCGAUACUAUCUACCUCCACACCAACGCUAAGCCAAGCCACAUCGAGAACGCCCGGGCAGGGAAGACCGGAAAGUGGAACCAGCUUAUAUUCAACACCCCGAAUCUGCGAAUAAACCAUGUUGAACCGCCCACCGUUGCUGGAAACGGGAAACCCAUCGACCAGAUUGAGCACAAGUCCGACUUCAUCCGCGUUUCUGCCGUCUGCGAGUUUGGCGGCAUCUACAUUGACUGGGAUGCACACCCGAUUCGCGAUAUCAAGGCCUUGAGGGAGAGCGGCUUCAAUUCGGUGACUGGCCGCCAAGCCGGCGGUGAGAUAAUGAGCGGGACCUUCAUGGCGAAGAAGGAUGCUCUCUUGCUCCAGAUGUGGAAAGCCGAGAUGCACAAGGUUUACGAUGGGGGUUGGACAACACAUAGCAAUGCAGUCGUAACGCGCUUGGGCCAGCGUCUGGCACGGUUACCGGGCGAAGUCCUGAUCAUGGAGCAGGAUGCAUUUGGGCCGGGGAGCUGGACCACGUCUGACACCAUCCUGCUAUACGGGAUUCAUAACGAAACGGAAUCGAAUCUGGAGAACGCCACUGAUUGCAAGUCCUUGCCGUCUUACGAGGAAGGAGUUGCGAAUCGAUGGGACAGGCCGCAGGACUUUCCGUCAUGGGAGCACGACUACUCACAUACUUACAUAUUACAUGCGUUUAGUCCUGCUCGGAAUGGAAAUCCGGUUGAGGGCUUCGAGCAUAUCACACCGAAAUAUGUCCUUGAACGGCAGAGUAAUUUCGCACGAGUGCUAUAUCCCGUCACGAGGGAUAUGUGUCAAGCCGGCUUAGUGGAGAUAAAUGAUCCAUAUGCUGGAUAG